AUGGAAGGAAAAGGAAACCAUUGUUGUGUAACGUUUAGGUGGGAGCGAAAACGGUUUGAUAUUGCAGUAAGAAAAGUAGUAGAAAAGCUAUAUGCGAACGUUCCUUUUACAAAAAGCAUAGGUCUUCAAAAUUCAGAGGAGCAUACAAGCGAGCUGGAACAUUCAAUAUGGUCUGAAAUGCCCAUGCAUAUAGUAGAGAGGAUACUGCAAUUCUUACCAGUCGAAUCUAUCUAUAGUUUGCGCACUGUAUCAAAAGAGUUCAAUGCUCUUUUACCAUAUUCAUCUUCAUUUCUUGCUUUCCGCAUAUAUCAUCACGAGUGUAUGGCCUACUCUUUCUUGACAGGAAAAUGGAAGACUCUUUCCCUCACUUUGCAGCCCAGAAUUCGUCAGAGAAUUAUCUUUAUAAAGGUGGAAGGAUCAGGGAGGGGUCUGCUUUUACUGAAUCAUCUAAUGUCCCGAAAACUAUACAUUUGCAAUCCACUCAAUGGAUCUUAUUCUGAGCUUGAUAAGAUAUUGAUCAUGAAAGAAAGAUAUGUGGCAGCAAUCUUGGAUGGCGAAGAGAGGAACUCCUACAAGAUUGUAACAGUUUCAUGCCAGAAUAUUGAAGUUUAUGACUCUUCUAAGAAAUCAAUUAGGGUUGUUGAUAAAAUUCCAGCUGGUUAUUAUCUAUUGGAGAGGGUAUGGUAUAAUGGGAGUUUAGUUCUAGGGUUGGGAAAGAAGAAUCCUCCCUCAAACAGGACUGGUGAGUCUUACAUAGGGUUUUAUAGAAUUUGGGAUUCUAUGCCCAUUGUUUUAGUGCCAUUGCCUGUACAGAACUAUAGGUAUUUUCGACUGCUCGCAUGCAGGUCGUAUCUUAUAGUGGUAGAAGCAAUUGCAGGAAACCCUACUUCUGUAGUUUUAUGGGAGUUUGAUAGGAAUCCCUCUUCUCCUUUGUCAUUUUGGAAAGAGAUUGCAAGAGUUUCUAGAUUUAUUGGAGUCGACAUUACUACUAUUCUUAGUAGCUGUGUGGGCGUUGGGGACUUUAUAUGCUUCAAAUGCUUUAAAUUUCAUAGAGUUCUUGUAUAUGAUGUAAAGCUAAGGUCCUGGAAUUUUCUUCCUGAGUCUCCUUUUGAACUAAAAUAUGCAUCCGAUCUUAUACCAUUUGAACCAAGGUUCGAUCUAAUACUGUAA
This is a messenger RNA of Cryptomeria japonica (Japanese cedar), 1170 nucleotides long. RefSeq names its product F-box/kelch-repeat protein At5g43190. Gene Ontology annotation, molecular function: protein binding. Lineage: Eukaryota; Viridiplantae; Streptophyta; Pinopsida; Cupressales; Cupressaceae. The coding region runs from base 1 to 1170 and encodes 389 amino acids. The transcript has a single exon. The record is from RefSeq and is a predicted model, not a curated record.